CCGCCACCGCCACCAUGUUCAGCAAGAAGUCCUACGAUGGCCCCCCCAUGGGCUAUGGCCCCCCCACAGGCUACGGUCCACCCACGGGUGAUUAUGGCUACGACUAUGGUGCCCGCUCGCCCCCACCGGGCUCUUAUUACAUUGAGGACGUGCCGCAGCACUUCUACAAGUGGACCUCGCCACCCGGCGUGGUGAGGAUCCUGGAGGCCAUGGUCAUCCUGCUCUGCAUCGCCAUCUUCGCCUGCGUGGCCUCCACCCUGGCCUGGGAGUAUGGCUAUGGCUUUGGGGGGGCUUACGGCAACGGGCUGGGGGGCUUCUACGGUUCUGGCUACUAUGGCAGUGGGUUGAACUAUGGCUACGGUUACGGGGGCUACUAUGGUGGGGUCACCAACCCGCGGGCGGCCAACGGCUUCAUGAUCGCCAUGGCUGUGCUCUGCUUCCUGGCCCAGCUGGGGCUCUUCGUUGCCAGCAUCACCAAAUCGAGCAGCUCCCGCUCCCGGCGCUUCUACCUGGUGGUCAUCGUGGUCUGCGCCGUGCUGGCCAUCGUCAUGCUCAUCGCUUCCAUCGUCUACAUCGUGGGCGUCAAUCCCCAGGCGCAGAUGACCGGCAGCUACUACUACAACCCCUUGCUGACCAUGUGCAGCCAGGUCUACAGCGGCAGCACCUACCUGAACCAGUACCUCUACCACUACUGCACCGUGGACCCCCAGGAGGCCGUGGCCAUCGUCUGCGGGUUCCUCAUCGUCAUUCUGCUCUGCCUCAUCUGCUUCUUCGCUCACAAGACACGGAGCAAGAUCUGGAAGUAUGGGAAACCAAAUAUUUACUGGGACAAGGUGCCGGUGGUCCAGGAGGGUCCGAACGUGGAGGAGUGGGUGAAGAAUGUGGCAGAUGGGGCCAGUGUGCAGGACGAGACAGCCACGCUCGCCUACUCGGAGAAGCCAACGAGCCCCAUCACUGCGCCGCCCUACAGCCCCCCCUCCUACAGCUACCCCCCCCAGAACGGGUACUACCCCUCCGGGACCUACAGCAGCCGGGGGGACCAGCCGGACCGGGCGGCCAGCCCCAGCCCGGCAGAGGAGAAGGUGCGGGAGCAGCCCACCAAGCCCCCUGCCCGCCGUGGGCGCCGGCGCCGGCGCAACCCUGAGCUGGACGAGUCGCAGUAUGAGACAGACUACACCACAGCCGUGGAGUCUGGUGACGAGCGGGACCAGGACCAGUGGGGCAGCCUGUACCCCCCCAUCACCUCAGACAGCACCCGCCAGAAGUACAAGCAGGAGUUCGACACGGACCUGAAGCGCUACAAGCAGCUCUGUGCCGAGAUGGACAACAUCAAUGACCGCCUCAACCAGCUCAGCAAACAGCUUGACAGCAUCUCUGAGGACAGUCCCCAGUACCAGGAUGUCGCCGAGGAGUACAACAGGCUGAAGGACCUGAAGCGGAGCCCGAACUACCAGACGAAGAAGCUGGAGACCAAAACCCUGCGCAACAAACUGUUCCACAUCAAGCGGAUGGUGAGCGACUACGACAAAGUGCGGGGGUAGCCUGUGCUGCCCCGACCACCACGGCGGGAUGGGCACGAGGGGCUCCCCGCUCCCCACCCACCCUUUCCAAAGACUUUGGUGCAUUUUGUACCUUUGUUUGUUUGUAUUAAAAAACCUGAGCCCACCAUUGAAAGCCACUCCGCACUGUCAGUGCCAAGGGCAAGGGGCGGGAGGAGGCUGCUGGAGGGAACCCCCCUGUCCCCCACUGUCCCCAGCCUGCGCACUGGGGGCCAUGGAUCCCUUCCUGCUGCUGUAAAUAUGUUUGGGGAGGGUCUGCAGCCCCCAACUGCCUCUGCUGGGGUUGGGGUACCAGAACGUGGCUGGAUGGGGCAGAGCAUCCCUCGGCCGGGCACUUGGGGGGGCAGAGCCCUGCAUCCCCUGAGCCCCCAGGGCUGCCCUUUGGGGAGCAGCCCUGGGCAGGGAAGGUAUUUUAUAAGGAACUGGCUGAAACUGUGUAUUUUUUUUUUUUUUUUGUAAUAAAUAAACUGUAUCUAUUGAUUUUAAA
Molecule: messenger RNA, 2046 nt
Organism: Falco peregrinus (peregrine falcon)
Lineage: Eukaryota; Metazoa; Chordata; Aves; Falconiformes; Falconidae
Gene: OCLN
Product: occludin
Biological process (GO): snRNA transcription by RNA polymerase II; bicellular tight junction assembly; positive regulation of transcription elongation by RNA polymerase II
Cellular component (GO): transcription elongation factor complex; membrane; bicellular tight junction
Molecular function (GO): cis-regulatory region sequence-specific DNA binding
Source: RefSeq, a predicted model, not a curated record